ACACUCAUGAUUAGGACUGCUGAGGAUGUCUGACAACGCAGAGUCUCCUACAGAAACGCAAAAAGAUGAGCUUUCAACCCCACAACAGCCUACGGAAGACUCGGGGACGGCAGACGAGAAGAAAAAAAGUAAAUUAUGAGCGACUGUUUGACUCACAGUUACAUUUACAUUGAUGUGUUGUUGAAGGCAGUAGGAGACACCCCCAUCAUGAAGACAAAGAAAUGGUCGGUAGAGAAAGGGAGGACAGUGCAAUCACUCUCUCAGUUCAUCUCUCGAUUCCUCAAGAUGGAGGCCAAUGAACAGCUGUUCAUUUACGUCAACCAGUCAUUCUCUCCCUCGCCUGAUCAGGAAGUAGGAGUCCUGUUUGAAUGUUUUGGCAGCGAUGGGAAGCUUGUUCUACAUUAUUGUAAAUCUCAAGCCUGGGGUUAACAGUUUUUAGCCCUUUUCAGUUCAAACGCAUACACACACAAUAUUGUUUAUACUCCUUCCUUGCCUAAACCAAUGUUGUCAUUGCUAAUUUCUUGUUUGUUUUGCUGUACAUAACCCAAUGUAAAUACAUUGUGACUAUAUAAAGUAAACCCACUCUG
Molecule: messenger RNA, 587 nt
Organism: Salmo salar (Atlantic salmon)
Lineage: Eukaryota; Metazoa; Chordata; Actinopteri; Salmoniformes; Salmonidae
Product: ubiquitin-like protein ATG12
Biological process (GO): autophagosome assembly; autophagosome maturation; autophagy of mitochondrion
Cellular component (GO): Atg12-Atg5-Atg16 complex; phagophore assembly site membrane; autophagosome membrane
Molecular function (GO): Atg8-family ligase activity
Source: RefSeq, a predicted model, not a curated record